AUGCCGCUGACAGUCCACCACCUCCGCGUCUCCCAGUCCGAACGCAUAGUCUGGCUCUGCGAAGAGCUCGGCCUCACCUACACCCUCAAAUGCUACGACCGCUCGCCCCUCCUCGCCCCGCCAGAGUUCAAAGCCAUUCACCCGCAGGGCUCUGCGCCGACUAUCCAAGACACGGACGGGGACAGAGACAUUACCCUUGCCGAAAGCGGUGCCUGCAUUGAGUGGAUUUGCCGCAAGCAUGCCGGUGGAAAGCUACUCCUUGGCCCUGACCACCCAGCAUACGCGGAAUUCCUCUACUGGUUCCACUGGUCGAAUGGGACGCUUGUGCCUGCCGCGGGACGGCUUAUGAUGGCGAAGUUUGCGGGUCUGGAUGAUUCAAACCAGAUGGUGGCUUUUACGAAGACGAGGUUGAACCACGGUCUGAAGUGUCUGGAUGAUCGGUUGAGGGAUAACACGUGGCUUGCAGGGGAGGAAUUCACUGCCGCGGAUAUUAUGAUGGGGUUUCCUUUGACGACGAUGCGGUAUUUCGGCCCGUUUAGUCUGGAGGGGUUUCCGAACCUUAUCAAGUAUAUUGCACGGUUUGCGGAGAGGGAGGCCUAUCAACGUGCCAUGAAGAAGGGCGAUCCGGACAUGGAGCUUGUUUUGGGGGCGGCACCGCCGAAGAAGACUUUUAUUUGA
Aspergillus mulundensis is the source of this 678-nucleotide messenger RNA. RefSeq names its product glutathione S-transferase family protein. The transcript has a single exon. Lineage: Eukaryota; Fungi; Ascomycota; Eurotiomycetes; Eurotiales; Aspergillaceae. The record is from RefSeq and is a predicted model, not a curated record. Bases 1 to 678 code for a protein of 225 amino acids.